Messenger RNA from Cryptotermes secundus, 3655 nucleotides. It is a transcript of the gene slif, whose product is annotated as cationic amino acid transporter 2. Gene Ontology annotation, cellular component: plasma membrane. The transcript is spliced from 14 exons. Gene Ontology annotation, molecular function: amino acid transmembrane transporter activity. The record is from RefSeq and is a predicted model, not a curated record. Bases 224 to 2125 code for a protein of 633 amino acids. NCBI's taxonomy places the organism in Eukaryota, Metazoa, Arthropoda, Insecta, Blattodea, Kalotermitidae. Gene Ontology annotation, biological process: amino acid transport; transmembrane transport.
CGACUUGUCAUGUUGUGAGUGCAAGUAAGGACGGGCUCGCUGCCGCACCUACCAGAGAACCUGGCGGGCAUUUCAGUUACGGUGCAUAAUUCAGUGCAUAACGAACAGGAAGCUUCGAGUUCUUCUGCAUGCACUUUUGUGCAACACGUCUCUUCACGUGUGUGUAUAUGUGUGUGUGGUAUCAAACAUUGCCCACUACUGGAUACUUAAAAGGUGAAGGAAGAUGAUGUCCAACAUACUGUCGGCGAUUUCCCGUAAGAAAACUCUGACGGAUGAAUCGGUCGAGAAAUCUGAGUUGAAUCGAUGUCUGACCAUUGUGGAUCUCACCCUCCUGGGCGUUGGGAGCACCCUGGGCCUAGGAGUGUAUGUUCUGGCUGGCGCAGUCGCGAAGUCUGAGGCAGGUCCAGCUGUGACCAUUUCGUUCCUAGUGGCUGCGGUAGCCUCUGCUUUCGCUGGUAUCUGCUAUGCUGAGUUUGCAGCCAGAGUUCCCCGAGCAGGCUCUGCGUACAUCUAUAGUUAUGUGUGUGUGGGAGAAUUUGUAGCAUUUGUGAUUGGAUGGAACCUUGUUUUGGAAUAUGUUAUAGGAACAGCAAGUGUGGCUCGUGGACUUAGCAGCUACAUUGAUAAACUUGCAGGCAAUAUCAUGCAGAAUAAGAUGAGAGAAAUCAUGCCUAUCAAUAUUGAUUUUCUUUCACAAUAUCCAGACUUCUUUUCCUUUGCAGUUAUAAUGGUCUUGGCAGGUAUCCUGUCUAGUGGUGUGAAAGAAUCUACAUUUCUCAACAACAUAUUCACUGGUGUUAAUUUGCUCACUGUCUCAAUUGUUAUAAUAGCAGGAUCUUUGAAAUCUGAUGUUCACAACUGGGCAAUAUCCAAAUCAGAAAUUCCACAAGCUGUGGCCUCAAGAGCGGGGGAAGGAGGUUUCAUGCCUUUUGGAUUGUCAGGCAUUAUGGCAGGAGCAGCAAAGUGCUUCUAUGGAUUUGUUGGUUUUGACUGUGUGGCAACAACAGGAGAGGAAGCAAAGAAUCCACAAAAAUCAAUUCCAAUUGCUAUUGUAAUAUCUCUGAUUAUAAUAUUCUUUUCAUACUUUGGAAUCUCAACAGUACUCACAAUGAUGUGGCCUUACUACGACCAGGAUGAAAAUGCACCUCUACCGCAUGUCUUUACAAAAGUUGGCUGGCCAGCUAUAAUGUGGAUUGUGACAGUGGGUGCUGUGUUUGCACUCUGCACAAGCUUGUUGGGAGCCAUGUUCCCUCUACCUCGAAUCCUGUAUGCAAUGGCUAAUGAUGGGUUGCUGUUCCGCUGUUUAGCCAGGAUUAAUCCACGAACGAAGACCCCUGUGCUGGCUACUCUACUCUCAGGACUAUUGGCUGGGAUUAUGGCCACCAUUUUUGAUCUGCAGCAGCUUAUUGACAUGAUGUCUAUUGGAACUCUCUUAGCAUAUACCAUUGUUGCCAUCUGUGUCCUCAUUCUUAGAUAUGAAGAUCCAUCUCCAUCUUCAUUUGAUUAUCCCUCACAUGAACAGGGGAUUCAUUCUGGUAAUGCUGGUAUCAUUGGCUCAGUUCUUCAUCUCAUGAAACUGUUAUUUAACCUUUCUAUGAUUAAAUAUCCCAGCUUAUUGUCAUCGUCCAUAACCAAGUGGUCAAUUGUCUUGUUCAGUAUUCUUACUAUUGGUUUCUGUUCAGUCAUCAUAUAUGGAGGAAGUGCUUUGAAGGAUCUCAAGUUGUGGGCAGUUAUACUGGCUGUUGUUUUUGUGUUUUUGAUGCUUGUUAUGUUAUUUAUUAUUGGCAGGCAACCCAAUUCCAGUGUGAAACUUUCAUUCAAGGUUCCUUUGGUGCCCAUUGUACCUGCACUCAGUGUAUUCAUCAACCUGUAUCUCAUGUUAGUGCUGGAUGUAUACACAUGGAUACGAUUUGGCGUUUGGUUGGCAAUAGGUUUUCUAAUAUAUGUUUUCUAUGGCUUGAAAAAUAGUGAAGAAGAUAAACUUUCAAAGGAAAAGAAAGAAAGCAGACUUCAUACUCUUGAAGAUGGUUCUGCUCGAGAAACCAGGGGAGAGGCGGUGCAAGCAAAAUGCAAUUAUAAGUCAUCGAGUGGUCCCCCUGAUAUACAUCAAAACACAAAGUUAUGAAGCUGUGAUAAGGAUUAUCCAUUUUUACUACGUGUGCUCUACGAAUGAAUUGCAUGUGAAAUCCUCUCAUGGUCAAGAUUUUAUAUGCAAACAGCUGUUACACGUUUCUGCUGCUGAAAGAUAUUGCAUUUGUUAAUGUGAUAUUUUAAGGCUUAAGGACAGAUAUUUUGCUCUUGAAGUUUGAGAUGAACUUUCUUUUACCACGCCAAGACAAACAUGUUCUUUGGAGUUUAAUAAAUAGGAAUUCCUCAACAUGUGAACAGAGCUGUUCAUGGGUCUGCCCUUGGGUCUUUGUACGGAGUGGGUUUGGACAAUAAUACUGAUGUUUCACAGCUGCAUGCUGCCUCUAUCUUAAUGGCCAAUUGUGUAGGGUGAAUGAGUGUUCAUGUAUAUACAAGUUUUGGUCCAACAGACCCCUGGGGGGGGAAGGGUUGGUGCUGAUGACCGGUCCUGGCCAAUGGGGACAGUGGAGAGGGAGAUGUUAUUUCAUUGUUAAUAAUAAUCAAAACUACUUAUUUACUGUCUUUCUACUGUGUAGCAUAAUUUACAUAUUAAAUUAUUAUAAAUUAAAGAAAGUAUUUAAAAUGAACUAAAAGUUAUCCUGAGGCUUGCUUAAUUAAGUAUCACACCACAAAUUUAUAUCAGGAAGUGGAGGUACAGCUCCAUCAUUCUUAAUCUUGGUACUAGAUGGAGGUGAGUGGCCAGCUUCAUGCCCCUUCUGCUCUAUCCCCAAGCACACAGCCUCCUGAUACCUGUUUUAUAGGAGUCUGGGUGGGCGCCAGAUCCAGUCUGGACACUACAGAGAAUGGAAAAAUCUCUUGCCCCUGCCUGUUGCUGUACCGACUGGGCACUUCCAGCUCACAGAAUAAAAUAAUUACCCUACAAAUGUAUAUUAAUGCAAUUUAAGGCAAACUAAAAAAAUAGUAUUCUAAAUUGGGAAGUGUUUCUAGUGGUAUAUAAGCAGUUCUGGGAGAUGAACUGCCCAUGAAAGCCUUAACUCAUGGCUGCUCUGUUGUUCAGAUCCAAAUCCCAUGGGCAUGUUUUCUGUGGGUUAUGUUGAAGACUGUGUCAGUAUCCCACAUUUACCAACUCAGUUUGAUGACUUCUUGUACUGAAUUUACAGGUCAAAGACAAAACCAUGUGAAAAGUAUGGGCAAGUUUCUGUAGAAAGAUUACAGUCUUCUGAGAUGUGUCACCAUGAAGUCUGGUACAUAGGUGCCAAAGUUUAAAAGUGAUUUCCUGCCUCCAUAUUCUACACAGAAGGGCCCUCUAAAGUGUUGGUCCAUAUUUACCAAACUACUUGAUGUCACAUCCUGGAAGACCAUAAUCUUAAUAUUCACCACCUCAAAUCUCAAAUGUGUAAGAUUAUUAAUUUUAUAAAUCACUAGGGACAGGCAUUUUCUGAACUUAUUACAGCAAACUCCUUGUUAUCUGGCAUGUAUAAGGAGGCAUGAGGAAUUCUAGCUUCAUGAAUCUGCCAGCUGUAUCAGAAAUACUUGUAAGAAUUACAAUACAAAAUGAGAACAUUUA